AUGGGGCAACACGACGACGCGGCAGGUCGUGGUGACGGCCACGUCGCCCUGCCCGUCAGAGCUGGCCUUGCCAGAGACGGUUUCAGAAACGGUGACGAACAGCUGCACCCGCCCGAAUCAGCAGACGACGACUUCAGUUCAUUGAUGGCCUCGUCCAUGGUGGCCACGCUGCUCAACACCGCCUCGAGCCCCGUGUCUCCUGGACAAUCGAGCCCUCCGCUGGACCAAGCCAAGAACUCGUCCUUUGUCCCACCCGCGAGGCCCAGCAGCACGCCGUUUCCGCUCCCCGAGAACCGUGGCACUCGUGUGUGCUGCCUCGACGACUCUGACUAUGGCAGCGACAUCGAAAUGUUCAACGAGUCCUCGUCGUCCGCCGCCGAAAAUACCAUGACCGAUGCCUCGCGAGCGACCCCGUUUGACGAGUCGCCAGCCGAGGUCCACGAGGCCAUUUUGGAUCACCUCUUUGGCUACUGCAGCUCGCCCACGUCGAGCUGUGCCCUGAGAAUAUCUAGCCUGACCAAGUGCUGGAGCAGUGCCCUCAGACACUGCCGCAGGCGAGAACUAGCAAAUUUGGCCCUGGUAAAUCCAGUGUGGAGAGUUCUUGUCCAGCAGCGUCUCUAUCGCCACCUCAAGCUCAAGGCUACUGUCGAAUCCAUUGAAAAUGCAAUGAUGCACCUGGCGGACAAGCCGCACCUAUCGUGCCACAUCAAGCACAUCGAAGUUUGGUUCCCCGUGUUUCAGCCUACCUUCGGCCCACUUGCCCUGUCAAAUACACUCGCCCUCCCAACCGUCACGUCGGACGGUCUGACCAAUGCCACCUAUAUCUUGCCUGCAAACAAUUGCACGCUGGACGACGUCUUCCGAUUUGCAUCCCUGGCCUUGCCCUGCCUGCAAGUCUUGUCUUUGGAGGGCGGUGAACGACGGAAAGCGCCCAAGGUGGUUUACUUUCGCCGACAAGAGGAUGUGCUCUCUGGCCGGGCGCUGGAAGCUGUUCCGACAGUGAGAGCACUCGUCACAAGAGGACAAUGGAAUCUGAUGAGAGAGAGCGGCGACUUCCACACCAUACUUGGCGCUUUACCAAACCUCAAGGAGUGGCAGGCAUCAUACAGCAAGCCCAAAUCCAAGAGCUACAUUACCAUUUCCGAAUUUCUACCCUCUCUACCCAUGCGCAUCACCAAUCUCAGCUUGUGCCUCGAAAAUGACUACAGAAGGGAGACUAUGAUGCCUACUUUCUACACCAAAGUCGCAACAAAGACGCACAUCUGCGCUAGGAUGGCCGAGGUCACGACUCGACUUGAGCACUUUUCAUACACUGGCCGCAUCUGCCACAGGUUUUUUGACAUGGCUGGCCGACUCGCAAAUCCCAUGGCAACUAGGUUGAGGUCAAUUGACUUGACCGUCAAGAAUUGUUGCCGCCACUCAACCAGCUAUCACGAAUCGGGAUCCGGAAUACAAGAGUUGGGGUUUAUUGAGGCUUUUGAAAGACUAGUUUUAUCCGCGGUGAGGUCUUUGGACAGGUUCAAACAGGUCGAGUAUCUCCGAAUUCGCUUCGUAGAUCUAGAUUCCAUCUUACCACCGCUGAACCCGUACUUUCUCAUGGCGAACGGAGAAUGUUCAGGCGUCUGGAGCGAUGGAAUCGUAGCAGAGCUGUCACGAGUCCGGCCCGGCGUCCACUUUGCCGAGCUCUGCGAGAGCUUUGGCAACAUUUCGUACGGCAAAGACGGCAGGAUGAUGAUUAUGCCCGAGUACCCGCGAACACGGAUAUCUUCGUUGAAGCUUUCGAACUACCGGUCGCUGGCAACCAGAAUCACGAUUCAGUAG
This is a messenger RNA of Metarhizium album ARSEF 1941, 1821 nucleotides long. RefSeq lists its product as uncharacterized. The record is from RefSeq and is a predicted model, not a curated record. Lineage: Eukaryota; Fungi; Ascomycota; Sordariomycetes; Hypocreales; Clavicipitaceae. The transcript is spliced from 2 exons. Bases 1 to 1821 code for a protein of 606 amino acids.